AUGACUGUGACGCAGCCCGAUACUUCUGUCGAUGUUCUCGUCAUCGGAGCCGGUCCAACUGGACUGGGUGCCGCGAAGCGCCUUCAUCAGAUCGAUGAACCCUCAUGGUUGAUCGUGGACGCGAACGAGACUCCCGGUGGCCUUGCCUCGACGGACGUCACUCCGGAAGGAUUUCUGUUCGAUGUCGGCGGCCAUGUCAUCUUCUCCCAUUACAAGUACUUUGACGACUGCAUCAACGAGGCGUUGCCCAACGAGGACGACUGGUACAGCCACCAGCGGAUUUCAUAUGUCCGCUGCAAGGACCUCUGGGUUCCUUAUCCUUUCCAGAACAACAUCUCCAUGCUCCCCAAGGAGGAGCAAAUCAAGUGCAUUGACGGAAUGAUCGAUGCCGCCCUCGAGCACCGCGUCGCCAACACGAAGCCCAAGGACUUUGACGAGUGGAUUGUUCGGAUGAUGGGUACUGGCAUCGCUGACUUGUUCAUGCGUCCCUACAACUAUAAGGUUUGGGCGGUGCCUACUACUAAGAUGCAAUGCCAGUGGCUCGGAGAGCGUGUCGCUGCGCCAAACCUAAAAGCCGUGACAAAGAAUGUCAUUCUCCAGAAGACUGCGGGCAAUUGGGGACCCAACGCGACCUUCCGCUUCCCCGCCCGUGGAGGAACUGGGGCGAUUUGGAUCGCGGUAGCCAACACAUUGCCCAAGAAGAACACCCGCUUCGGCUCGCACGGCGCUGUGACCAAGGUGGACGCAGAGAAGAAGAUUGUCACAUUCAAGGACGGCUCAACCGUUGGCUAUGAGCGCUUGAUCUCGACCAUGGCCGUGGAUCACUUGGCCGAGAAGAUGGGCGACAAGGAGCUUGGACAGCUCAGUUCUGGCCUCUUCUACUCGUCCACUCACGUCAUUGGUAUUGGCAUCCGUGGUGAGCGUCCUGAGCGUAUCGGAGACAAGUGCUGGCUCUACUUCCCCGAGGACAACUGCCCCUUCUACCGCGCUACCAUCUUCUCCAACUACUCGCCCAACAACCAGCCCGCGGCUUCAAAGAAACUCGCCACCCUGCAGCUGGCCGACGGAUCAAAGCCUGCUUCAUCUGAGCCCAAGGACGGUCCCUACUGGUCCAUCAUGCUUGAGGUGUCCGAGUCGGCCAUGAAGCCCGUCGACCACGCUACUCUAUUGCAAGACUGUAUUCAAGGUCUGGUAAACACGUCGAUGCUCAAGCCUGGUGAUGAGGUUGUCUCCACCUACCACCGCCGCUUCGACCACGGCUACCCGACGCCUACUCUCGAGCGCGAGGGUGUCUUGACUGAGCUCCUCCCCAAGCUGCAGGCCAAGGACAUUUACUCACGUGGCCGCUUCGGCUCGUGGCGCUACGAGGUUGGCAACCAGGACCACUCGUUCAUGCUUGGUGCUGAGGCCGUCGACAACAUUGUCUCCGGCUCGGUCGAACUUACCCUCAACUACCACGACUUUGUCAACACGCGCGUCAACAACGAGCGUCGCUUGGUCGACGGUGCCCAGUUCUUCAAGAGCAAGAAGGGAAUUCGCUCCGGUGACAAGCCUUUCCGUCCCUAA
Messenger RNA from Xylona heveae TC161, 1566 nucleotides. Its product is annotated as FAD/NAD(P)-binding domain-containing protein. The transcript has 6 exons. Gene Ontology annotation, molecular function: oxidoreductase activity. Lineage: Eukaryota; Fungi; Ascomycota; Xylonomycetes; Xylonales; Xylonaceae. The record is from RefSeq and is a predicted model, not a curated record. The coding region runs from base 1 to 1566 and encodes 521 amino acids.